This is a messenger RNA of Schistosoma margrebowiei, 216 nucleotides long. The record is from the annotation of a GenBank genome assembly. Lineage: Eukaryota; Metazoa; Platyhelminthes; Trematoda; Strigeidida; Schistosomatidae.
AUGAACAUAAUCAGGGUAUUAUAUCGGGCAUAUGAAUUUCCGAUCAGAGAGAGGCACGUUAAUCCUGAAAUUCUCACAGAUAGUGAAUGUGCGCUGCGUUUGACACUACCGCGUUUUUCGCGCGCUAAACUAACAUACAGCUACCUUCGUUGUGAUUGGUCAGCUCAAUGGCACUUCAUUGAAUAUUUCAAAGUGAACAGCAAUUAUUCUACAUAA